Messenger RNA from Cydia fagiglandana, 1636 nucleotides. It is a transcript of the gene Actbeta, whose product is annotated as inhibin beta chain. NCBI's taxonomy places the organism in Eukaryota, Metazoa, Arthropoda, Insecta, Lepidoptera, Tortricidae. The record is from RefSeq and is a predicted model, not a curated record. Gene Ontology annotation, molecular function: cytokine activity; growth factor activity. The transcript has 5 exons. Bases 1 to 804 code for a protein of 267 amino acids. Gene Ontology annotation, cellular component: extracellular region.
AUGGUUACCAAAUUUUUGCAAGCACUGGUAACCAGUUGUGCUGAGCAGUUCCCACUAAUCAGUUCAGGCUUUGACCAAGUUUUCGAAGACCCUAUUCUUGCAGGUGACAUCCUAAACGGCCAGCGGCUGAUCGAGUUCCGCCUGGGCCAGGAGGAGCGAGACGGCGACAGUCUCUCUGUCGCGUCCGCCGAGCUGCUGGUGCUGGCUGAAGCCGGCCCGCGGGCUCAGUACACGCUGUGGGCGUUCACCGUGAGCGGGAACGGCAGCGUGGGCGAGCUGGCGGGCGUCACGCGGCUCAAGGGCGGCUGGCAGCGGCUGGAUGUCACGGCGGCUGCGAGGCGCUGGGCGGCGAAGGGCGCGCACCAGCCGCUCAGGCUACUGCUUGACUGCACUGGUGGGUGCACGGGCCGCGUGCGGCUGCGGCUGGGCGGCGGUCAGGCAGCGCGGCCGUUGCUCCGCCUCCGCCUGUCGCCGCCGCCGCCGCGCCGCCGCCGAGCGCUCGACUGCGACGCCAACUCGCACGGCCGCUGCUGCCGGCAGACAUACUACGUGAGCUUCCGAGCGCUCGGCUGGGACGACUGGAUAGUCGCGCCGGAGGGCUACUACGCGAACUAUUGCCGCGGUGCUUGUGCACCCUUCCUUAAUUACCACUCGCAGGUGGUGGAGGCGGCGCGGCUGGAGCGCGCAGCGUGCUGCGCGCCGGUGCGCUUCUCCGCGCUGUCGCUCAUCUACUUCGGCGCCGACUCCAACAUCGUCAAGCGCGACCUCCCCGAGAUGGUCGUGGAGGAGUGCGACUGCCCGUAGCCACCAACACUAUGGUGUAACUGUGUGUGUUGGCGUGUGUACAUAGUAGCGUCGCCACCGCCCGCCCCGCACCCGCGCCCGCGCCCGCGCCCGCGCCCGCUCGCGCUUCUGCCGCUCUCGACUCAGAUUAUCCGACUCGAUUAUAAAUAAUAUUCUCGACAUGUGUAAUAUUUUGUUCCUCGCGUUCGAAAGACUAUAUCCUAAACGAAUAAAAAUUAAUGGUCGUCUACUCGCGAACUGGUUACAUCGUGGGUGAUGUACUGAGGGAAUCUAUAGUAAUGUAUUACGUUGGACCAAAGACGUAUCUAAAUCUAUCUAGUAUAUUAUAACAAUUAUAGAAGAAGAAGUCUUUGUUUUACACAUGUAGUGCAUUAUAUUCCAUCAUAUUUUCAUGGAAACGUACGAACGUCUUGCUAUUUCAGACAAUCUCGGUACAAAAAGUACUGCGGUUGACUGAAGUACCAUGACAAAUACGAACGUUUCCGAGAAAAUACGACGGAAAAUAAUUGUGUACUACAUCUGUAUAGAUUCUCUGAGUAAAAGCCCUUGCUAUUGCACGUUACGCUUCUCUAUCAUGUUACAUAGCUUCCCUAUACAAAUACCUACCGUUAAGUCAAAUAGGCUUUCUGCGUGCAAUCGCAUCGGCGACGCGACGCGCUGCGCCGCGCCGUGACGCGCCGCGCACCCGCGACGUUCCGAGCGCGUGUGUAGACGCCCUAAAUAAUUUAAUACGCCGUUUUCUUUCACCGUUUUGGUGAUCGCUUGUAAUUAUUGUAAACUGUAUUAUAAUAAUUAUUAUAAUUAUAAUAAUAAAUCAACUUUUUCAUAAUUA